Saprolegnia diclina VS20 is the source of this 645-nucleotide messenger RNA. RefSeq lists its product as hypothetical. The record is from RefSeq and is a predicted model, not a curated record. The transcript is spliced from 4 exons. The coding region runs from base 1 to 645 and encodes 214 amino acids. Lineage: Eukaryota; Oomycota; Saprolegniomycetes; Saprolegniales; Saprolegniaceae. Gene Ontology annotation, molecular function: Hsp70 protein binding; Hsp90 protein binding.
AUGAGCAACGCCGCCGACGUGCUGCGUCUCGACGACGCCCCCGUGACGUCGCGGCCCCUGACGUCGUCCGGUCGCAAGGCGGCGUCCAAAGCCAAGUCCGAUUUCCGGCGCUAUUUCGACCAAGAAGAGCUGCCGCUCACGAUCGAGAACAACGUCAUGGGCGACCGCCAAGUCGUAUGGACGACGCCGGUUGAAGCUUUGGACUACCAGCAUUUUCUUCCGAUUUGCUUCUCGGGGCUCCAAGAAACGCUCGAGCCGUACCCGACCUUCGCCUACCGCGCGUGCAUGGACUUGCUCGAGCAUGGCAUGGCCGACACGCGCGUUCUCCGCGCGCUCGCGGCUCUCAUGCCACAUGUCAAGAGCGCGCUUGGCACACGGGACAAGGAGGUCGUGCACCGGACGCUCCUCGUUCUGCAGCAGCUCGCCGUCUGCCAAGGCGUCGGCGAGGCGCUGUCGGAAUACUACCGGUCGAUCCUGCCGUUGUGCAACCUCCUCAAGGACAAGCACUUGGGCACGGGCGACAGCAUGACAAAGGCGCUCAUCCAAGAGACGCUCGAGAUCCUCGAGGGCUACGGGAAGGACGACGCGUACCACCAAAUCCAGCAGCACGUGCCCGCAUUCCAGCACAGCAACAACAUCAAAUGA